UUAUUGUAUUGUAUAGUAAUUUGAAGUGGAAACUAAGUAAAGAAACUAUAAACAGAUUGUCUGAAUCCACUCCACUUUAAUAUGAACAAUUUGCACACCACAAAACAAUAUAUUACUCCAUACCACCCAUUUUUUGAUCCUUUCUAGCAAACAUCAAAGCAUCCACAAGUAAGUCAGUAAGGAAAUAUGGAAGAGAAGGAUGAGAUAGCGAAGGAUGUCACAGAAGUAGUUCCCUUGCUGACAUCUUUCUUGCUUAUUGGAAACACCCCUAUGGUAUAUCUCAACAAAAUCUUUGAAGGUUCUGCUGCCCAAAUUGCAGCCAAAUUGGAGACAAUGGAACCAUGCUCGAGUGUCAAAGACAGGAUAGCAUACAGUAUGAUCAAAGAUGCAGAAGAUAAAGGCCUAAUUACCCCUGGAAAGUCUGUCCUCCUUGAGGUAACCAGUGGCAAUACCGGCAUUGGUCUUGCAUUUAUAGCUGCAGCUCGUGGCUACAAACUCGUGAUACUGAUGCCAUCAUCAUAUAGUCUUGAGAGAAGGAUUGUUCUUAAAGCUUUAGGGGCUGAGUUAUACAUCAUAGAUCAAGCCAAAGGUUUAGAUGGUAUGCUUCAGAAGGCCCAAGAGAUUCUAGAUAGGACGCCAAACAGUCAUUUUUUUCGUCAGUUUGACAAUCCUGCCAAUCCACAGAUCCACUAUGAAACAACUGGACCAGAAAUAUGGAAAAGCACAGAAGGAAAAGUUGAUAUUUUUAUUGCAGGGAUUGGGACUGGAGGCACUGUGACUGGAGCAGGAAGGUUCCUUAAGGAGAAGAAGCCAGAAAUAAAGGUAUAUGGUAUAGAACCAGCUGAAAAUGCAAUUCUAAAUGGAGGACAACUUGGGCCACACAAAAUCCAAGGAAUUGGUGCUGGUUUUAUCCCGCCUGUGCUCGAUCUCAGCAUCCUGGAUGGAGUUCUUCAAGUAUCUAGUGAUGAAGCUAUUGAAAUGACAAAGCUUCUUGCUUUGAAAGAAGGUCUGCUGGUAGGAAUAUCAUCAGGGGCUGCAGCUGCUGCAGCAGUACAAGUAGCAAAAAAGCCUGAAAAUGCUGGGAAACUUAUUGCGGUCAUCUUCCCUAGUUUUGGUGAGCGUUAUCUUUCCACCGUGUUGUUUGAUUCUAUUCGAGAAGAGGUGGCAAACAUGACUUUUGAGUAACUUUAUGCUUCUUUGGACUGAGAGAUACCAAUUAUUUGUUGUAACUUGAGGUAGAAUAGGAAAGAAGCAUUCAAGUGUAACCUCCUAAAGGGGGGAACAAUUGUUCACAAUACAAAACAUUGUUUAUUUGAACAGCACUCAAGUGUAACCUCCUAAAUGGGGGAACUAUUGUUCACAAUACAAAACAUUGUUUAUUUGAACAGUGUAAUCGCCAUGUCUAUGCUCAUUGUUCUGA
This is a messenger RNA of Solanum dulcamara, 1420 nucleotides long. RefSeq names its product cysteine synthase. NCBI's taxonomy places the organism in Eukaryota, Viridiplantae, Streptophyta, Magnoliopsida, Solanales, Solanaceae. Gene Ontology annotation, cellular component: cytoplasm. The transcript has 11 exons. Gene Ontology annotation, molecular function: cysteine synthase activity. The record is from RefSeq and is a predicted model, not a curated record. The coding region runs from base 187 to 1185 and encodes 332 amino acids.